CAGGCCGGACUUAAGUUGGGCCUCGGCUUUUCUCUUCUCGGUUAGCUUUCCCGCUUUGCCCUAACCCCUUCCUGUCCCAUACUCCCAUGUCAGCCGUCGCUGCGUAGACAACCACCGGAGCCGCACCGUUCUCUCUCUGAAGCGGAGAAGCGGAGAGAGAGAGCUAGACUCGGAUUCGCACUUCAAGUACCUUAAUUAGAAAAAUAUUCGAUAACUCGUUAAACCAUGUCCGCGAAAUGGCGCGCAAUACAGCAUCGCCACCGGUUCACCUACAACGCCGUCGUUUUUCCACCGUCUUUCACUCAGUCUCUAUCUGAAGUAUCACCUCAUCCAAACGCCUCUCGUUUCUAUACAGAACUCAAAACUCUCAUCUCUCUCACCUCUAUUUACGCCCAAGUCAACCAUGCCAGGAUCCUAGCCUCCUCUUUUAGCGAGUUUCUGUCGAAGGAAAACGAUGACGUAUCAGUCUCUCAUGCUGUACGGUUCUACUUGGAGGUUCUGCUUCUCCAAAAUUCAUUGCCUCUGCAUAAGAUACUGGUUUCUGGUUUGUCGAAGAAUAGAAACUUUCACUCAGUAAUCCGCGCAUGCUUUCGAACGCUUUGUGAGGAGUACGGUGCUGCUAGAGGGAAUGGAAGGCGGUUCAGGGUAUCGCGUGUGGCUCUGUCCGUUAUGGGGAUGCCGAAGCUAGGGUAUUUAGUGGAGGUUGUUGAGGAUUGUGCGGUUUCGGUGGCGAGGGAUGCUGUUUCAGGAUUGGAUGGUGUCGUUUCCGAGACUAAUGGGUGGAACCGCCCUUCACCGAUCGUUUUAGAGCAGUGCCAGGAGGCUUUGUCGUGUUUGUAUUACUUGCUCCAAAGAUUUCCGACGAAGUUCAAGGAUUUAAGUGGAGAAGACUCGUAUGUACUGGAGAUGAAUUUUAAGGUUGUGAUAAGUAUAUUGAAAUCGACAGCUUUUUCACGGGAUUGUUUUGUGGCUGCUGGUGUGUGCUUGUGUGCUGCCCUGCAAGUUUGUCUUAAUGCAGAAGAGCUUGCUUUGGUCAUAAUGGAAGGUCUAUUUUAUCAAACUACUUGUAGUGAUAGCAAAGGUGAGUUUGAGGUUGCUUUGUUGAAAAUUCCUUUUAAAGGGGAUUUUUGUUUGGAAAUACGUGACUUUACUAAGUUGAAUAGACUUUGCUUGAUUAGAGGGGUACUUACCGCUGUUUCAAGAACAGUUCUGAACACCCAUUUUGUUGUAUCAAGAGAUUGUUGUAACCAUUAUGGUAUUGAUGGAAGUUGUGGUUCUGUUAAGACUAUAUUGUACGAUGGGAUUUUGCCUGCUCUGUGUAGCUACUGUGAGAAUCCCAUUGAUAGCCAUUUUAAUUUUCAUGCAUUAACUGUAAUGCAGAUCUGCUUGCAACAAAUAAAAACGUCAAGGUUAGGUCAUCCUACAAAUUCAGAUUAUGAUGAUUCGAUCCCCGAGGACAUGGGUACUAGAAUAUUGAAAAUUAUAUGGAACAACUUGGAAGAUCCGCUAAGUCAAACAGUGAAACAGGUUCAUCUCAUUUUUGAUCUUUUCUUAGACAUUCAAUCUAGUCUCCAGUGGGCUGAGGGUAAUGAGCAGUUGAAAACAUUUUUGCGGCAGAUAGCUUCUGAUCUUCUACAUCUAGGGCCGCGUUGUAAGGGAAGAUAUGUUCCCCUAGCUUCUCUCACCAAGAGGUUAGGGGCGAAGACUAUAAUGGAUAUGAAUCCAGACUUGCUUUAUGAGACAGUACAGGCUUAUGCAGAUGAUGAUGUGUGCUGUGCUGCUACAUCGUUCUUGAAGUGCUUUCUUGAGUGCUUGCGUGGUGAGUAUUGGAAUAGUGAUGGUAUUGAGAGUGGGUAUACACGAUUCAGAGGGCAUUGCCUCCCCCCCAUUCUGCUUGGGCUCGCUUCUGGAGUUUCAAAGCUACGUUCAAAUUUGAAUAUUUAUGCUUUGCCUGUAUUAUUAGAAGUGGAUGUUGAUGGUAUAUUUCCUAUGCUUGCUUUCAUCUCGGUCGGGCCAAGUGGGGAAGAGAAUGGAUUGUUAUAUCCUGAGCUUGGUUGUGCAAACAUGGAUUUGAGUGUUGAACAGCAAGUAGCUGUUUUUGUCUCAUUGCUUAAGGUAUCUCGCUCCCUUGCUUUGAUCGAAGGGGACCUUGAUUUGUGCAAGGAUUCUACAGUACUUCUUAAUAAGGAUCUUCCAGAAAAGGGGCACAUUAAUGUCCAUGCUCUUGUGUGGGUAAAGGGGGUAAGGAUUAAGGUCCUUGUUGAGUGGCUAGAAUUGGCACUGACCCAUGUUGAUGAGUCAGUUCGUGUAGAUGCUGCGGAAUCUAUUUUUUUAAACCCCAAAACAGCUAGUUUGCCUUCUCAUUUGGAACUCAGUCUGAUAAAAAAAGCUGUGCCUUUGAACAUGAGAUCUAGCUCAACAGGGUUUCAAAUGAAGUGGACCAGCUUGUUUAGAAAGUUCUUUUCGCGGGUUCGAGCAGCCUUGGAGAGACAAUUUAAGCAGGGAAUCUGGCAACCCCUUGUUCAUUGUGACAAUGAUGGAUUGUCUUUACAUAUGACAAAUGAAGAAAACAUUGACAGAGCCGAGUUCCUUUUUAAUUUUAUGCGGUGGAUGACUAGUUUCCUAUAUUUUUCAUGUUACCCUUCUGCUCCUUAUAAGAGAAAAAUAAUGGCUAUGGAGCUUAUUCUCAUAGUGCUUAGUGUUUGGUCUAUCAUACCUUCUUCUCAAGAAAAGCAUCAUUCAAACUCUUUGGAAGGUUGUCUCUCUCCAUACAGCAAGGGAAUAACUUCACCUGAUUCUACGUUGUUGUUAGUUGGAUCUAUAAUUGAUAGUUGGGACAGGCUAAGAGAGAGCUCCUUUCGCAUAUUGCUUCAUUUUCCUACUCCUCUUCCUGGCAUUGCAAGUGAGGAUAUGGUCCAAAAAGUAAUUGCAUGGGCUAAAAUACUAGUUUGUAGCCCACGAGUGAGAGAAAGCGAUGCUGGAGCCCUAACUUUACGACUUUUGUUUAGAAAGUAUGUCGUGGAGCUUGGGUGGACAGUUAGGGCUUCAGGUAAUGCUGUUUGCUUCCAUUCAGAGUCCAAACUAGUAAAUGCUGACUAUCAGAAUUGUGAAUCUAGUAGUUCUGUGAUGGAGUAUGUGAAAUCCCUGAUUGACUGGUUAAAUGCUGUUGUGGAGGAGGGAGAAAGGGAUCUUUCUCAAGCAUGCAGGAAUAGCUUUGUUCAUGGCGUAUUACUUACACUGCGGUAUACAUUUGAGGAAUUGGAUUGGAAUUCUAACGCCAUCUUGUCUAGCAUUUCAGAGAUGAGGCGUGCGCUAGAGAAGUUUUUGGAGCUAGUUAUGCGGAUUACAUCGUUGGCGCUUUGGGUAGUUUCUGCAGAUGCUUUGUAUCUGCCCGAGGACAUGGAUGAGAUGGUUGAAGAUGAUUCUUUCUUAUUGGAGGUUGCAGGUGAGGUGGAUUUGGCCACACCUUCGUCGGAACAGGAGAGCAAAAUUUCAACAAAUAUUAACGGUGCCCAGCCAUCACAGCAGAUUGUGAUGGUUGGUUGCUGGCUGGCUAUGAAAGAGGUGAGCCUUCUUCUGGGGACCAUUAUGAGGAAAAUUCCUUUACCAAGUGAUAGAUGUGAAGAUUCAUUGGAAUUGGGGUCCUUUUGUGAUGCCGAGGAUGCCUCAGUUAUGUCGGUGCCUGAUGCAGUUCUUGAUUUUAGACAACUUGGAAAAAUUGGUAACCACUUCUUGGAAGUCCUUCUGAAGAUGAAACAUAAUGGUGCGAUCGACAAGACAAGAGCUGGAUUUACAGCACUUUGCAAUCGUUUACUUUGUUCAAAUGACCCAAGACUUUGUAAGUUGACAGAAUCUUGGAUGGAGCAACUAAUGGAAAGAACUGUGGCCAAGGGACAAGUAGUAGAUGAUUUGUUAAGAAGAAGUGCAGGUAUUCCUGCUGCAUUCACUGCUCUAUUUCUCUCAGAGCCAGAAUGUUCUCCAAAGAAGCUCCUUCCACGGGCACUUAGGUGGCUAAUAGAUGUAGCUAGUAGCCGUCUACCGGAUCCAGUUGAAACUAACAGCGGAAAGAUUGACUUGUCUGGGUCUUUACUAAUGGAGUCAAUGCCAGAACCUGAGUCUUCAAUGUCACUCGAAGUGAAUCUGAUAUCAAAGACCCGGAAUGAGGGUGUGAUUCCAACUGUGCACUCAUUUAAUGUCCUUAGAGCUGUUUUCAAUGAUACUAAUCUGGCUACUGAUACAUCUGGGUUCUCUGCCGAGGCUCUGAUUGUUUCAAUUCGCUCUUUUUCUUCCCCAUAUUGGGAGGUCCGAAACAGUGCUUGCUUGGCAUACACUGCAUUGGUCCGCCGCAUGAUCGGAUUUCUAAAUGUUCAUAAACGAGAAUCUGCACGGCGUGCAUUAACUGGACUUGAAUUUUUUCACAGGUAUCCCUCAUUGCAUCCAUUUCUGUUCAAUGAACUGAAAGUUGCGACAGAGUUGCUAGGGGAUUCAUCCUCUCAAAGAGCACAAUCCAAUCUAGCAAAGGUUGUUCACCCUAGCUUAUGCCCUGUGCUGAUACUAUUAUCCCGACUCAAGCCUUCGCCAAUUGCAAGUCAAACUGGAGAUACCCUGGAUCCUUUCCUUUUCAUGCCUUUUAUUAAGAGUUGCUCAACCCAAAGCAAUUUACGGAUUCGUGUUCUUGCAUCUAGAGCUUUAACAUGUCUGGUAUCUAAUGAGAAACUGCCGAUCGUUCUUCGCAAUUUAGCCUCUGAAUUUCCUUGUUUUCAGAACCAAAUAACGGGUGCUUCUGUUUCCUCCUUUGAAUCACCCCCACGCAUUGGAACCUCCCACACAUCUUUUAACUUGGUUCAUGGAUUAUUAUUGCAAUUAUGCUCUCUUCUGGAUGUAAACUGUAGAAAUCUUGCUGACUCUGUCAAGAGAGAUCAGAUUCUUGGUGACUUGAUUCAAGUUCUUGGCAGCUGUUCAUGGAUUGCAAGACCCAGAUUGUGCCCCUGUCCCAUCCUCAAUACCUCUUUCUUGAGGAUGCUGGAUCACAUGCUCAGUAUUUCUAGAUCUAACCAUAAGAGCAAUAAUUUUAAUGUUAUACGGAUAUUGCUUUUGGAAUUAUCUUCUGAAUGCUUAGAGGUCGAAGGUUCUUAUGGGCUAUCAUAUUAUGAUCCAACAAUAGCAGAACUUCGUGAACAGGGUGCUAUCUCCUAUUUCAGUUGCAUCUUUCAAGCAUCUAAGGAAGUAUGUGAAGGGUUCCUUCAGAUUCCACUGAGGCCUAUACUGUCUGAUACAGGAGUGUCAAAGAUACCUGAAGAGGAAUUUACUUCUGAAGAACUUGAGGAAAGGCUGAUCUUUUGCUUAUCAGAUUCAUCAUAUGAGGUUCGAUUAGCAACACUCAAGUGGCUGCUUCGAUUCCUGAGGUCAACGGGAUGUGGUGAUGAGGUGUGGAGUCUUUGUGUCAGCAAGAUAAGGAUUAUUAAACGGUGGACCAGAACUAAUCUACAGGCAACUCUGAUGAAGCUUUUAGACUUGGAGAAGAAUCACAGAUGUCAAUGCUACAUUCUCAGAAUUCUUUUUACGUGGAACCAGCUGCAGUUUCAAAAUCAAACUGAUGAGAUGUGUACUGAAAUAAUUUAUGUUGGCACAAUGGAUUUCAAUGCAGUAUUUCAGUUUUGGGAUAAGUUGAUAUCUUUGUACAAGUGCACCAGACAUGCAAAGACUCGAGAGACACUCAUCUGCUGUAUGGCUAUUUGUGUAAAGCGAUACACCAGUACAUUUACUAGCUUCAUUCUUGCCAAUGGGGACAUGCAAAAAACAGUUAAAUAUAGCGAAUCUAAUGAAGCCGAAAGAUCUAGCCACUUGUUUGAAUGCAUUACUUUUUUUGUUAAUCUGAUUAAGGAGCACAGCUCGUCAUCUGAACCUGUAAGCAUGCGCCAGGCAGCAGCUGAAUCUAUUGUUGCCUCUGGGUUCCUGGAACAAGCUGAGCCAAUUGGUUCUUCUGUGUUCAAUGUCCAGAUCCAAUCUGAAAAUUUGCAUUCUGAUUAUAAGCCCCAGGUAGCUCUUAAUUUAUAUGCUCAUCAAGUACUGGAAAUAUGGUUCACAUGCAUCAAACUGUUGGAGGAUGAGGAUGAUGAAAUUAGACAAAGGCUUGCCAUGGAUUCGCAGAAGUGUUUUUCGUCCAAAAGAUCUGGAAGAAAUCACAUUAGAGACUCUCCAGCCCAAGUAGAGAAAGUAAUUGAGUUGAGUUUUGAGUAUCUAUCUUCUAUCUUUGGUCACUGGAUUGAUUACUUUGAUUAUCUUGCACAAUGGGUAAUGAAUGUGGCAAAUGUUUAUGUGGCAUCUCAUGGGGAUCUUGUAAGGCGUGUUUUUGACAAGGAAAUCGAUAAUCAUCACGAAGAGAAGCUGUUGAUCAGUCAAAUUUGUUGCUCCCACAUGGAGAAGCUUCCAAUUUUGAACUCUUAUGCAGCUGAUUUGUCUAAAAAACAUUGGUUCAGGGAUUAUUUACAUGGCUGGAGGAAGAAAUUUAGCCAUCAGCUGAUAUCAUUUGCAAAGGACUAUGUUGAGAAGCUGGGACAGGUUGAUUGGAUUGGUGGUGUGGGCAACCACAAGGAUGCAUUUCUGCCCUUAUAUGCAAAUCUACUUUGCUUUUAUGCACUCUCAAAAUGCAUAUUCAAUGGGGAAUUCGAGGAUGGUAUGUCUCUUGACUCUCUUCUAUCGGAUGUAGUCGAACUUGGUGAAACUAUCACUCCAUUUUUGAGGAACCCUUUGAUCUCGAACCUGUACGUUUUAGUCGUUAAAUUGCACGAGACAAAGCUCAGUGCCAUUGCUGAGCAUUCCAUCCCUAAAUUCAUUGAUGAUGAUUCAGUCUGGGAUGGUUUUGAUCCGUAUUUUCUUCUUAGAUAAUCACAUUUGUAAGAUGGCCACAUUACCCUCAGAUUCUUUUAGUCUAGUUCAUUAUGUAUGCUGUGCAAAAUUGUGUUGUAAAAGCUAAUACACUAGAGUUUGAGAGUUGUUCUUUUGAGAUUGGUGAGAGUGUUGAUCAACUCAAAAGAGUUUUUUUCCUUGCACAGUACUAUUCUCCCUGAUAAAGAACUUAUUUAUUUUUUGCGUGAA
Tripterygium wilfordii is the source of this 7098-nucleotide messenger RNA. Its product is annotated as thyroid adenoma-associated protein homolog. The transcript is spliced from 4 exons. Gene Ontology annotation, cellular component: cytosol. The record is from RefSeq and is a predicted model, not a curated record. Gene Ontology annotation, biological process: tRNA methylation. Lineage: Eukaryota; Viridiplantae; Streptophyta; Magnoliopsida; Celastrales; Celastraceae. Bases 226 to 6888 code for a protein of 2220 amino acids.